GUGCAACUUCCGCUGACUUUAGAGUAAUGAAAUGGGUGAAGUCAAAUUCUCCAGGACCGUCGGAUUAAUAAUCCCAGUUGAUCGAAGAGGGUGAGCUAAUUCUAUAUAAUUCGACCAACAACCCAUGACUCUAUCACUUCUCCUCCCAUGGCGAUGACCAAAACCAUUCUGAAACUUGACAUUGCAUGCCACAAAUGCAAGACCAAAGUCCUCAAAGCUGUUACUGCCAUAGAAGGGGUGGACAAGAUUGAGAUGGACGAAGCCAAGGGGACCUUGGCCGUGACGGGCACGGCGGAUCCCUACGACAUAGUUACACGUACCCGGAAGGCCAUUUCUUGCGCUGGCAAGAUUGCUGAUAUAGACACCAUUGGACCGCCACCCAAGCCCAACCCACCGCCCAAAUUAGGAGGCAGCUAUGUUGAAUAA
This is a messenger RNA of Cucurbita pepo subsp. pepo (vegetable marrow), 426 nucleotides long. NCBI's taxonomy places the organism in Eukaryota, Viridiplantae, Streptophyta, Magnoliopsida, Cucurbitales, Cucurbitaceae. The record is from RefSeq and is a predicted model, not a curated record.